ACGAGAAGAUGCUUACGGAGAAAUGUUUAGCAGGAAUUUGUAAUGAGGUUCCGAAUUAUCCAGAAAAACUAGCCAUUGAUUUCGUAAAUAAGCUCAAAGCAAGUAACAGUUUUAAAAUAUUUAACGAGGAUUUACUUGUAAACACAACUUACAAAUCUAAUAGCACCCACGUUACACCUUUGUGCAAAUCUAGAGAAGAAAUUUCUAUUCCACAAGUAGCUAAAAGCAAGAAUGGCACUUGGCAUUACAUUCUUAAUCCAAAAUAUGAAGCGGUACAAAGGUUUCGCGUUGAAAUCUGCUCCUUUAACAAAGAAGAAAAAGAAAAGGAAAUUUCUUCUGCUGUGCAAGAAAAAGAAAGCUCCUCAAUCUGCGCCGAUAGGGUGCGAAACCGAAACUAUGAAGGAGUAUGCGUGCAAAAGUACGUUUUACGCAAAAUGGUGGCAAUAUCUGGAGAUUCAGUAUUUAGUGACUAUUUUCACAUCCCUAGUUGUUGUUCCUGUGUAGCAAGAUCUUAUUUGGACUAAUAUCAAGUUUUUUGAAUGUACGACAGAAUGUGAUAUUCUUUGAAUCUACAUCAUUACUUAUGAUGAACUACUAGCGGUCUGCCCGUCACAUACAUAGGAUACAUAGACUUUCUCAAUAAAUAGGCCAUCUAACACUGAAAUAAUUUUUCAAAUCGAACCAGUAGUUCCUAAGAUUAGUGCGUUCAACCAAACAAUCAAACAAACUACGAAUCAAACGAAUCAGAAUUAGGGUUUGUUAUUGUAAUAUCAAUAAUUAUGAUGCGGUUUAACGACGUACGCAAAGCCUAUCAUGGCAACAAGAAUGUGUUGUGAUAUCUCGUCAUUAUUAAUUUUAAUGUACAUACGUUUGUAACUUGUGUUAUAUAAUUAGUUGUAAUUACGCAUUAUAUGCUAGCGUCACUCGGUCGAUUUGUCCUUUUACAGACGUCACUUAUUUAUUACACCGAAAAGUAUUAUGAUAUUUUAGUUGUAUCGGCAGUAUAUACUCAUUGAAGUGAUUGUUUAUAAUAAAUUUAAUAAACUUAUGGUUAGCAAAUAGUAUAUACAACAUGUUAUUUUAAGUUAAAUUAUAAU
Zerene cesonia (dogface butterfly) is the source of this 1097-nucleotide messenger RNA. RefSeq names its product protein spaetzle 5-like (gene SPZ1). Gene Ontology annotation, biological process: central nervous system formation; regulation of Toll signaling pathway; innate immune response. The transcript is spliced from 5 exons. Gene Ontology annotation, cellular component: extracellular region. NCBI's taxonomy places the organism in Eukaryota, Metazoa, Arthropoda, Insecta, Lepidoptera, Pieridae. The record is from RefSeq and is a predicted model, not a curated record. Gene Ontology annotation, molecular function: growth factor activity; Toll binding. Bases 9 to 524 code for a protein of 171 amino acids.